Molecule: messenger RNA, 5466 nt
Organism: Vombatus ursinus (common wombat)
Lineage: Eukaryota; Metazoa; Chordata; Mammalia; Diprotodontia; Vombatidae
Gene: KATNIP
Product: KIAA0556 ortholog
Exons: 30
Coding region: 77-5125 (1682 amino acids)
Source: RefSeq, a predicted model, not a curated record
GGUAGCAAGGAUAUAAAAGCAGUGACACAACAGGCUCUAUCCUCAAGGAGCUUAUAUUCUACUGGAGAUAUAUGACAUGUAUACAAAAUACAAGGAUGCCCUACAAAGUUAUCACAGGGACUGGAGCUCAGAAUUGGUGGCAGGUCAUACUCUGCGAAAGGCUGGAAGAAGCAGGUCCUGUUCACGGGAAAAAAAGGAGGGUUAUACUAAAGACAUGGUGACGGACUUUGAUGAAAAACAUGAUGAGUAUUUAAUACUGCUUCAGCAGAGAAAUCGGAUAUUAAAGCAUUUGAAAACUAAGGACCCCAUGCAACUAAGACUAGAGCACUUAGAACAAGGAUUUUCUGUUUAUGUUAAUGGAGCUAAUUCAGAGCUGAAAACCUCUCCAAGAAAGGCCAUUCUUCCAGAUUUCCCCAGGAGUGCUUCACAUGCAGAAGGAGCACAUGAUUCCGGAAGGAGAACUUUAUUUAGAGAGACAGAAGAAGCACUAAGACGUGGUUCACGGACAGCACCUUGCAAAGUUCAGCGCAAAGGAUGGCACCAGAAGUCUGUACAGAUUAGAACCGAAGCUGGACCUCGACUCUACCUUGACCCUCCUCCUGACUCUGCUGAGGAUUUUGAAAGACACCAGCGUGUGAACAUCAAGACAAAGGAUAUUCCUAGGGAUUUUCCCCAGAAUCCCAGUUAUCCCACCAACAGCACUCCCUGUGAUUUUAAUUUUUCCCUUCUGAAUACACAUGGACAAUCAGACCCCCACAGCGAUGCAGACAAAGAAAGGAUACUCUUAACUAUUCAUGAUGUAAUGGAACUAAGAAAAAGCCUGGAGCUUAGUGUAAAUCUACAGAAAAAAGAAAAAGACUGUUCCAGUGAAGAUUAUGACUCUAUUGAAGAGGACUUAUUCACAGAACAGGUGCCAGAGGAUAAGACCCUAGACUCUUCUGGAGAUGACCUUCCACUUGCUGGAAGUGACUCUGUCCUGGAAGAAGCUCCCAAGGAUCAGGAGGCGAAGGAAUUCAGUACUGAAUGCUCAAACACACUCAUUGUACUGGAAUUGAAUCCAGCUUCCAAACAUAAAAGGGAAAGAAAUCUGUCUGCCAAGCGCAAGGAGAAUGCUGAGCUCUUUAUUCCAACCAAGCCAGACACAGCCCAAGGUCGAGGAGAUCGCCAGCAAUGUGCUGCUUUACAGGACCAAGAAAAAUCCUACUCUAGACCAGGAAGCCGAAAAGAGAGGCCUCUAUCUGCCACACGAAAGAACAUAUGUAAGGAUGAAGAUCCUGAAGAAGAUGCCUCAGCUGUCCUCAGGGCUAUACAAGUCGAAAAUGAAACUUUACAAAAGGAAAUCAUUAGCAGAAAGGCAGACACUCUGGCUAGCCAACAAAAGGAAGAGGAGGAUCCACCAGUGAAAUCUUGGGCUAAUCUUCUGAAGGAAGUGGAAGAAUUCCCUUUUACUGCCCUUGAUGUGCCUCCUCCUGACCUUUCCAUAGCCAGUGUUGUAUCUGAGCCAUCCGAAACUUCAGGGGGUACAAAUGCAGUCACGGAAGCAAUAGAAAGAAUUGGUCUUCUGGGAAGCAGGCAACAGAAGAAGCUUCUGAAAGUCCUUCAGGCGAUUGAAAAUGACCCUGCCCAUCUCAGUCAUGUAGGACCUGAGGAACCUGUAUCAUAUCUUGAGAAUACAUUGAAAUCCAAAGUAGAAGAGAUCAAAGAUGCUAUUUAUGUGACCAUGGAAAUUCUGUCCAACUGGGGAAAUGAGGUCUGUGUAGGUCUGACAGAAGUGGAAUUCUUUGACCUCAACAAUGAAAAGGUGUUUGUGUCACCUCAUGAUGUGGAUAUCCGAAAUACUGACAAGCCUGGGGACCUGAGCUGCCUCAUCAAUAGAAACCUGACUAGUACUAAAGAGCUCUCUUUGUGGACCUGUCCUUUCCACCCUCCAGUUCAGCUUUUCUUUAUCAUCCGCAAUACUAGACAAUCCCAUGAAUUUGGCAUCUCCAAAAUCAAGCUUUGGAAUUACUGGACAACUUACAGUGAUCUUGACAUAGGUGCAAAAAAAGUGAAGCUUUAUGUCAAUGAAAAUCUCAUAUUUGAUGGAGAGUUAGAAAAAGGCAGUGGAGAGCUGGUUGCUGGAUGUAGCACCGUAGUUGACCUUAAAAAUGAUGGACGGGAAAACUCUACAAAUCCUAAUAUGGAGGAAAGCAAAGACACAUGCCAGACUAUUAGCAUAGAUGGUGACAAGGAAUUCAGUUUCAGUUAUUCACAGUCAGAUAGAACCUUAUCAGGUAUCUUUGGUAUAAAGAUGGCCUCUACUAAUUGCACAAAGGACAAUUUGUCUAAGUUAGAGGAGGACUUGAAAGUGUUAUCUGCUCCUGUCUCCAUGGUUGAUGUACCAAGUGACCCUCAAGAAUCCUCUCUUGUGAAAUACCCUUCUGAUGAUGAACUUACCAUCACUGAGCAAUUAGAAAAAUUCACUGGCAGAAAAGUCUCUCAGCCUCUUAGUAAAACCCCGCCUUGGUUACAGUCUUUUUCCAAAAUGAAAGAUAAGAAGCCAGAGAGCAAGAAACAGAAACCUCCUUGGCUGAGUCCGGAGGAGCCUCUUGAUUUGAAAGUCAAACUACAGUCAGAUGGCAUCAUUAAUGAAUUUCCUGCAGAAAAUGAAGAAAAUGACAAAUGCCUACAAUGGGAACAAGGACGAGCCAGUAGCCGUAAUGCCAUUGCAAGUGACAGGCCACAGGCAAGAGCUGAGAAAGAGGCCACUGAUGACUUAGACAUUUUUGACCUACUUUCUAAUAAGGAUCGCUGUGGCCCAGAGCACCCUAUCAGCGGGAGGAGGAGUUCCAGAAAGGAUGCUUUCAACAGAAAUCAUGGAGAUGAAGGUCUGACCAAUACAGAGGACACCUUUCCCGUCAUGUCUACAAAGAUGGCUCGAUCUAGGUGGCACAGUGAACAAGAACAUACUCUCCAAGAGUCCUGGAACUCCCUCACUGCCUUCAAUCGUUCUCACCGGGGUCGCAUAUCCAAUAUGGAAUUUCAGGGCGAUAUCUUUGAUGAAUUCCUACAGCAGCAAAAGAUUAGUAGACAUGGGGAACAGCCAAUGACAAAGGAAGGAAAACAGGAAUUGUUAAAAGGGCAGGAAGAUAAUUCCAUAGAUACAGAUGAUGAGAAUGAUUUUAAAAUUCCAGUGUUGCCUCACGGACAACAUUUAGUUAUUGACAUCAAAUCAACCUGGGGAGACAGACACUAUGUUGGUCUUAAUGGAAUUGAAAUUUUUAGCUCCAAAGGAGAGCCUGUACAAAUUUCUAACAUAAAAGCUGAACCCCCUGAUAUUAACAUUUUACCAGUCUAUGGCAAAGAUCCUCGUGUAGUAACCAACCUAACUGAUGGUGUGCAUAGGACCCAAGACGAUAUGCAUCUUUGGCUGGCUCCAUUUACCCCUGGCAAAUCUCACUAUAUUUAUAUUGACUUUGUACAGCCUUGCCAGGUUGCCAUGAUUAGAGUUUGGAAUUAUAAUAAAUCACGGAUACAUUCUUUUCGUGGAGUAAAAGACAUCAUGAUGUUAUUAGAUGAACAGUGCAUAUUUAAAGGAGAAAUUGCCAAGGCUUCAGGAACACUGACUGGAGCCCCAGAGCAUUUUGGAGAUACUAUAUUAUUCACAACUGAUGAUGAUAUUCUUGAGGCCAUAUUCUGUGCUGAUGAGACAUUUGAUGUUGAUGUUGAAACCCUGUGCAGUCUGAGAUAUGAAGAAGAAUUCAAGAGACCACAGACAGCAGAUGGGGAGGGUGAUGAAAGGCCAUUCACCCAAGCUGGUGUACGUAUAGAUGAUCAGGCUCAAGAGCAAGAGUUGGCCUCCAGCCCGCCUCUGCUUGAGUUGACAACCCCUGAGCCAGGAGUUUACAGUGGAAUGUGCCUUCAACUUAAUUUCACAGCCUCUUGGGGCGACAUGCAUUACCUAGGGCUGACAGGACUUGAAGUGGUAGGAAAAGACGGUCAGUCUUUGCCAAUUACAUUGGAUAAGAUGUCUGCCUCACCCAGUGAUUUAAAUGACCUUCCUGAAUACACUGAUGAUUCCAGGACCUUAGAUAAGUUAAUAGAUGGGACUAACAUCACAGUGGAAGAUGAGCACAUGUGGCUGAUCCCUUUCUCUCCUGGGGAGGAUCACCUGAUCACAAUCUAUUUUGAUAAAGCUGAAAACAUUGUGGGGCUGCGCUUUUGGAACUAUAAUAAAUCUCCCGAGGACACCUAUCGAGGGGUCAAAGUGGUACAUGUGCUGCUGGAUGGCCAGCGUGUCUCCCCACCAUCGGGCUUCCUCAUCCGCAAAGGGCCCGGCCACUGUCACUUUGAUUUUGCUCAAGAAAUUCUCUUCAUUGACUAUUUGCAGCCCCAGACAGCGACAAGACCAUUACAGAGGACCAACUUAAAGAAUACAGAGCAGGCCAGCAUGGACUAUGAAGCCCCAUUGAUGCCAUGUGGCUUCAUCUUCCAGUUUCAACUUCUCACCAGCUGGGGAGAUCCAUAUUACAUUGGCCUGAAUGGACUGGAGCUAUAUAAUGAACACGGAGAAAGAAUUCCUUUGACUGGAAACAACAUUGCUGCUUUCCCAGACAGUGUGAAUACCCUAGAGGGGGUAUGUGGAGAUGUCCGAACUCCAGACAAGCUCAUUGACCAAGUGAAUGACACCAGUGAUGGCAGACACAUGUGGCUGGCCCCAAUUCUCCCUGGCUUGGUGAAUCGAGUUUAUGUGAUCUUUGAUCUGCCUACCACUGUGUCUAUGAUCAAAUUGUGGAAUUAUGCAAAAACUCCCCAUCGAGGAGUAAAGGAAUUCGGACUUCUUGUUGACGACUUGUUAGUGUACAAUGGAAUCCUGGACAUGGUCAGCCAUGUGGUGCAUGGCAUCCUGCCCACCUGUGAUCCCAUAGUCCCCUAUCACACCAUUCUCUUUACGGAGGACGAGGAGAUCUGCCAUCGAGAGAAGUACACCAUUAUCAGUAAUCAUGUUGAGGAUCAGGAUGUCCGGAUGAUGAAUGAAAAUCAAAUUGUUACCAACUCCAAAAAGAAACAGACGACUGCUGACCCAGCUUUGCGCCCCAAGACCUGCAUAAGCGAGAAAGAAGCAGUGAGGAGGAGAAGGUACUGACGGCUUGAGGAGUGAAAACAGUGUGAUCUAGCCAACCUUUUGCUUUGACACCCCAGGACUUCCCCCAGCAGAGAUCCUUCCACUCACAGGCCAGGGGAAGGUUUAUUGAUGGAUGUUAAAUUCAGGUCAAGUGUUGCCCUCCCUUUGCAUUUGGGUCUGGUACUUUGCCAACUGGAAAUCCAGGAGAGAUGUGAACUGAGUUCCAGUUAAUAUCACCAAUCAAGAGGGGGCUGGGAUAACAGUCAGCAUGGAUUGGAGUCUGUUUGGGGUUGGGGGAGAAGAGAUUCAGAGGUUAAAUUGCUUGGAAAAAUAAAAUACAAGCAUUGCUGUAUACAAACCUG